UCAUUCCGUGACGAGCCCGUCUUACUAACAAAGAGCAACGAGAGGAUACCGUCAUCUCCUGAAACGAGCGGAAGAUCCGAUUUGUUGGUCGAUAACUUUUUGCAUGAAGAUCUCAACCGUGAUGUGGAGUCGUCCAAAGACCAGUUUGAUCGAAAUAAUGUCAUUGACAAAAGUCGUUGUAAGAGAACGAAUUUCCAGAGCACGGACCGAGAAGACUUGGAUAAGGACUCACGCCAGUUCGAAGAUUUAACGCAGCAUCCCUUAUCUGUUACGGCUAACGUAGAAUCAGCGCGUCAACGCGAACUUGCUAUACGAAGUGAAGACGAGGAGGAUGUCCAAAUGACAAAACUCGACAAACUGGCUGUUCGAGUAGUGAAGAGAGUUGCCGAAUCGAAUGAACUAAGCACGGAUGAAGGACAAAGCUUUACAAUAGUUGACCAAUUGCAAGAAACAAAUGUUGAAACAACGGCGGAACGGCGUAACCUUUACGAUGAGCCUACGACAGAGGGAAAUGUGUCACGAGAGCAGCAAGAAAGUGCUUCGGAUGGCACCGAAUCUUCAGGACACAGCGGGUCCGAAACAUGCGUGCCUGUCCCCGCUCCCACUGAGAACGUUUGGGCGAAACGGCAGGAGGAAAGAGAAUCGCAAGAAAAGGAA
Ostertagia ostertagi is the source of this 657-nucleotide messenger RNA. Lineage: Eukaryota; Metazoa; Nematoda; Chromadorea; Rhabditida; Trichostrongylidae. The record is from the annotation of a GenBank genome assembly.